AAAUGUAAACCUUUUUUCUUUUUGACCAAAUAAAAAGUAUUCUUUAUUUUAUACAUAAUAUUGCCAAAUAAACAAUAAAAAAAGUUUUGUUACUCAUUUUUUUACUUUGAUUUUAGACCAUACAUAUAUUCAUUUUCAUAUAAUCAAGUUACAUAACAGAGAGAGUAAGAGAGAAGAGAAUAAAAUUGUGAUCAAAGUUGAAGUGUUUGAAGAGCAAUGAAUUGUAGUAGAAAAUGGAACAUAAGCAUCCAAUACGACAUGAUGACGAUGAAUCCUCUCUCUCAAGCAGAGACACUUGUUCUCUCUGCUUUCUCCAACAACAAACUGAGGCGUCUCCCUCACGUCUUCAGCAGGAUUCUUCAGCUUCCGUUACGCUCUGAUGCUGACGUGGCGGUUGAAGAAUCACCUAACUGUUUCCGUUUCAUGGCGGUUACCGACUCUUCACUCGGUCACGUGGAGACUCACGCGCUUCAUAUCCAUCCAGGUGUUACCAGAAUUGUUGUGAGGGCAAGUCAGUCACUUCACUUUUCAUUGGAUGAUCUUCAUCCUGAUAUCUGGAGGUUUCGUCUCCCUGAGUCUGUCAUCCCGGAGCUCACCACCGCCGUGGUGGUCGACGGCAUGCUUGUCGUAACUGUUCCCAAGGCUGAUCGUGAUGAUGAGAACAACACUGCAGCUGUUGGCGGUGGCGGUGCUUCGCUUGUGGUUGUUCAGUAAUUAGUGUUGAAAGUAAUAAUAAAUUGAAGUUUGUGUUGUUGCUUUAUUUCAUCUGUUUAUUCAAUAAAAUCUGAAAUAAGACUAUUGUGUUUUUAAAGCGAUUUAAUUGGCUUGUUUUUUUUAGCAUAUUGUAUUGAGUUGCUUUCAGAAAGAAUACAUGAGUUUGCUUGAGUUAA
Messenger RNA from Lathyrus oleraceus (garden pea), 890 nucleotides. RefSeq lists its product as uncharacterized. The transcript has a single exon. Lineage: Eukaryota; Viridiplantae; Streptophyta; Magnoliopsida; Fabales; Fabaceae. The coding region runs from base 217 to 714 and encodes 165 amino acids. The record is from RefSeq and is a predicted model, not a curated record.